AUGGGCGGCUGCAGCAUCCUCCUCCUCCUCCUGGCCCGCCGGCGGCUCCGUGCCCGCACCUGCGGCCGCGCCGCGUCCUCGCUGAGCGCGCUGCGGCCGGCGGAGACGCUGCCCGGGCCGCCCAGCUGGCCGCUGAUGGGCAGCCUGCCCGACGUGCUCUGGAAGGGGGGGCUCAAGAGGCAGCACGAGACCCUGGCUCAGUACCACCGGCGCUUCGGGAAGAUUUUCCGCAUGAAGCUGGGCGCCUUCGACUCGGUGCACAUCGCGGCGCCCUGCCUGCUGGAGGCUCUGUACCGCCGCGAGAGCGCCUGCCCCCAGCGCCUCGAGAUCAAGCCCUGGAAAGCCUAUCGCGACUAUCGCGACGAAGCCUACGGGCUGCUCAUCCUGGAGGGAAAGGACUGGCAGAGGGUCAGAAGUGCCUUUCAGAAGAAACUGAUGAAGCCCCGGGAGGUGGCGAAACUGGACACGGCCAUCAAUGAGGUCCUGGAGGACUUUAUGUACAGAAUAGAUGAGAUUUGUGAUCACAAUGGCCAGAUGGAAGACGUCUAUUCAGAAUUCAACAAAUGGUCUUUUGAAAGUAUCUGUCUGGUGCUGUAUGGAAAGAGGUUUGGCCUCCUGCAGCAGGACGUAGAGGAAGAAAGUCUGAACUUCAUCAAGGCUGUAAAAACGAUGAUGGCCACGUUUGGGAUGAUGAUGGUGACCCCUGUGGAGCUGCACAAGGGGCUCAACACCAAAGUCUGGCAAGCUCACACCAAAGCAUGGGAUGAUAUAUUCAAAACAGCCAAGCACUCCAUCGACAGCCGGCUGCAGAGGCACUCUGCCGACCCGCAGGGGGAUUUCCUGUGUGACAUCUACUCGGGGGGACAGCUGUCCAGGAAGGAGCUGUACGCUGCCAUCGCCGAGCUGCAGAUCGCCGGCGUCGAGACGACAGCCAACAGUUUGCUGUGGGCUCUGUACAACCUCUCCCGCAAUCCACACGUCCAGCAGAAGCUUUUCCAGGAAAUCCAGAGGGUUUUGGCUCCUCAGCAGAGCCCGAGUGCUGAGAGCCUGAGGAACAUGCCCUACCUAAAAGCCUGUCUGAAAGAAUCCAUGAGAUUAACCCCAUCAGUGCCUUUCACCACCCGCACCAUCGACACAGAAAUGGUUCUGGGAAAUUACAUGCUGCCCAAAGGGACGGUGCUGAUGAUCAACAGCCACGCCCUGGGCUGCAGUGAGGAUUAUUUCAGGGGCUGGGCAGAGUUCAGGCCCGAGCGCUGGCUGCACAGGGGCUCCAUCCACCCCUUCUCCCACGUGCCCUUCGGCAUGGGCAGGAGGAUGUGCGUGGGGCGCCGCCUGGCCGAGCUGCAGCUGCACCUGGCCCUCUGCUGGCUGAUCCGCAGGUACCGCGUGCUGCCCACGGACCUGGCGCCGCUGGAGACGCUGCACUCGGGGAUCCUCGUCCCUGGCAGGGCCCUGCCCAUCGCCCUCCAGCCACGAGCAGGUUGCAAGAAAUAA
Molecule: messenger RNA, 1494 nt
Organism: Agelaius phoeniceus (red-winged blackbird)
Lineage: Eukaryota; Metazoa; Chordata; Aves; Passeriformes; Icteridae
Gene: CYP24A1
Product: cytochrome P450 family 24 subfamily A member 1
Biological process (GO): cellular response to peptide hormone stimulus; cholesterol metabolic process; C21-steroid hormone biosynthetic process
Cellular component (GO): mitochondrial inner membrane
Molecular function (GO): iron ion binding; oxidoreductase activity, acting on paired donors, with incorporation or reduction of molecular oxygen; heme binding
Source: RefSeq, a predicted model, not a curated record